AACAAUUAAAAACAAAUUCUCUCCGUCAUAAUAAAAACACAACUCAAACGAUUCACGGGUUUCACUUUGAAUCGUUUGAUAUUUCCCCUAUCUCUCCGAAAUAACCACGAAAAAACAAAAAAAAAGAUGGCCAAAGCGCCACCGUCAAGAUCUCUCACCUCCCUCAUCCUCCUCCUCUCUACCGCCGCCGUGUUCCUCUCUCUCCCCGCCGUCAUCUCCGCCAUAGGUGUCAACUACGGAACUCUCGGGAACCUCCCACCACCUACUCAGGUGGCUAAUUUCAUCAAGACUCAAACCUCCAUCGACAGCGUCAAGAUCUUCGAUGUGAACCCUGACAUCCUCCGUGCCUUCGCCGGUACGGGUAUCUCCGUCGUCGUCACUGUUCCUAACGUAGAUAUCCCGGCGUUAGCUAACGGGGUACAAGCUCGUAGGUGGGUAUCGGCUAACAUUUUGCCGUUUCAUCCUCAGACGAAGAUUAAGUAUAUAUCCGUCGGAAAUGAGAUUUUGCUCACCGGAGAUAACAACAUGAUUAACAAUCUCUUGCCGGCGAUGAGGAAUCUUAACAAUGCUUUGGUUCGUGCUGGUGUCAGAGAUGUUAAGGUCACAACCGCACACUCACUCAACAUCAUAGCCUAUGACUUGACUGGUGCACCAAGCAGCGGUAGAUUCAGGGCUGGUUGGGACAAGGGCAUAUUAGCUCCAAUCCUAGCUUACCAUCGCCGCACCAAGUCUCCUUUCAUGGUCAACCCCUACCCUUACUUUGGUUUUGACCCCAAAAACGUCAACUUCGCCAUCUUCCGUACUCCGUACAAGGCAGUCCGUGACCCCUUCACCCGCCACGUCUACACCAACAUGUUCGAUGCCCUCAUGGACUCCACUUAUUCCGCCAUGAAAGCUCUUGGAUACGGCGAUGUUAACAUCGUUGUUGGCGAGACUGGCUGGCCUUCUGCUUGUGACGCACCUUGGUGCUCGCCCGCGAACGCUGCUUGGUUCAACCUCAACAUUAUCAAACGUGCACAAGGCCAAGGGACACCUCUCAUGCCUAAAAGACGUUUCGAGACUUACAUUUUCGGUCUUUUUAACGAAGAAGGCAAACCUGGUCCGACCGCAGAACGAAACUGGGGACUUUUCCGUGCAGAUUUCUCCCCAGUUUACGAUGUUGGUCUUCUCCGAAACGGACAAGGUGGUGGCGGCCGUCCAGCAUUGCCUGCGCCUAGUACCGCCGGUGGUAAAUGGUGUGUGGCGAGGUCGGGUGCUUCGGAUAAGCAGCUGCAAGACAACAUUAACUGGGUGUGUGGUCAGGGAGGCGUUGAUUGUAAACCAAUCCAAGCUGGUGGUUCGUGCUUUAACCCGAGCAGUGUGAGGACGCACGCGUCUUUUGUGAUGAACGCUUACUUCCAGAGCCACGGUCGCAGCGAUGGUUCUUGUAAUUUCAGCGGAACUGGUAUGGUAGUAGGGAACAACCCAAGCAAUGGUGCGUGUAAGUUUUAAGAUAUUGUAUUGUCUAUUGUAGUAUUUGUCUGGAACGUCCUAACAUAAUGGUUCUGAGAAACUUUGGAUUUGGAGAGAUCAUCAUCACCUUUGUGCUUAAUUUCGGAUAUUCUAAUUUUUAUGGUUUUUUUUUUGUUGUUAA
This is a messenger RNA of Capsella rubella, 1633 nucleotides long. Its product is annotated as glucan endo-1,3-beta-glucosidase. Gene Ontology annotation, molecular function: hydrolase activity, hydrolyzing O-glycosyl compounds. Gene Ontology annotation, biological process: carbohydrate metabolic process. The coding region runs from base 127 to 1491 and encodes 454 amino acids. NCBI's taxonomy places the organism in Eukaryota, Viridiplantae, Streptophyta, Magnoliopsida, Brassicales, Brassicaceae. Gene Ontology annotation, cellular component: plasma membrane. The record is from RefSeq and is a predicted model, not a curated record. The transcript has 2 exons.